Messenger RNA from Camellia sinensis, 1498 nucleotides. The record is from RefSeq and is a predicted model, not a curated record. NCBI's taxonomy places the organism in Eukaryota, Viridiplantae, Streptophyta, Magnoliopsida, Ericales, Theaceae.
AGCCUCCGUUUGGCAACUUCAACUUGGGCUAAAAUAGCCACUACAGUCCAAAAUAGGCUAAAUUAGCCAUUACACGACAAAAUGAGUUCACGGGCAUGACUUACCUACAAGCCGAGUUGAAAGUACGAAACUACCCUUGGCACUGUGUUGACAAAUCCACAGCCUGUAACCCCUCCCCCCACACACACUUCGCAGUAGUUAGGUCAUCCACAGCCGCUCGUCGAAGGAGGCGACCUAAACAGCGUUGCUCGGGGAAGAACCACAGCCAUACCUCUGACAGGCCAACACCACCGGAGUUCAUAUCAGCGGCGACCCUCAUCCUCACUCUCUCAAACACGAUUGAUUUUCAGUAAUGGCUUCCACAUGUACUUCGCCGCGUAACCACUCGAAAAGCAAAGGCAUUGUCAGUGACAAGUCAAGCAGCCUUGAAGAGACACAAAAUCAGUUAAGUCACAAGGCCUCAUGGGACAGUAACUCAGUCCGAGUUUUCCUCCAGUUGAUCGCAAAUGAGAUUAGUAAAGGAAAUCGCCCAUUCUUAGUCCUCAGCCAGGCAGGGUACAAGUCGUUGUCAAGGAAAUUUGAGAGAAAAACUGGAAAAAAACAUGGACUAAAACAGUUGAAGAAUAAGUACAUGAGCUUGAAAAAAGAGUGGCAGGCGUGGACAAAGUUGAUGGAUUCAAGUAAGGGAGUGUCCGGGAUAGGCUUUGACUAUGACACCGGUUUGUUUCAGGCACCUGACGAGUGGUGGGACAAGAUGGAAUCAAUCAACAAGGUGUGUGCGAAGUUCAGGAAAAAAACUUUGGAACACCGUGACUUGAUGGAGACGGUUUUCAUGGGGGCAUCAGCUACUGGGAAGCACCAUUGGACCCCGGGAGAGAUCGUCUCUGAAGCUGAUGAGGCCUCAUCUGAUUCAGUGCGUAGUUUGGGAGCGCAGCCAUUUGCUGAUCCGAUACCCGCAGGAGUACACGACGUGGAUUCCGAUUCUUCACUCGAGCAUGUUCCGAUUGAAAAGCCAAAAAAGAGAAAGACGCCGUCAACAAGUGUUUCAAAGUCGAAGAAGGCAACAAGUGGUGCGUCCGUUAUUGCGGAAAGCAUGGACAGAAUGACAGAUGUGGUUCGUUCGAAGAAUCAGCAGGUCACGGUGAGGCACCUCACAGGCAACGAAUCGCUGUACACUAUUUCCGAGUGCAGGCAUAAGCUGAGCAGUAUUCCAUCCAUGAUUGGUACGUCGUUAUUCCACUUCGCCUCCACACUUAUGGAUAACGCUGAUUACCGGGAGAUCAUGAUGUGCCAGCCUGAUGACGACACAUCAUUGGAUGGCUUACACAGAAACAGCUCCAGUGUACUGCGUUGGCGCCUUUUGCAAACCUGUUUGGGGGUCGCCGGAUGUGAUGUAGCGGUGUUACGAGUGUUUAAGAAACAUCUCCUUGUCUUCCUUUUUAAAAUGUUGACUUAUGGUAUUGUUGGCAAUGUACUAAAACAGGAUGGUGCUGUGUGA